GCCACCAUCUCUCAAUUCCCACCCUGUAUGGUUCAAUUUACCCUACUCCAGUCAGGUAUCCUCGCUUGCGCACAAACGCUUUGACUACUCCAAAAGAGCUUCGUCAGGUCGUUUCCUGUUACCGUCAAAAUGAAGUUUGGCAAGCAUAUUCAGAAGCGGCAGCUUGAUAUACCGGAAUAUGCGGCCAGCUUCGUCGACUACAAGGCCCUGAAAAAGCUUAUAAAAAAGCUAAGUGCGACUCCGGUCAUUCCCCCGCAAGGCGAAGGCAGUCAUGGAGCCGAAGCACUGGAUCCUCAGACUUCUCUGCAGGCCAACAAGGCAACCUUCUUCUUCCGAGUGGAACGAGAGCUUGAGAAGGUCAAUACUUUUUACUUGCAGAAGGAGGCUGAGCUACGUCUUCGUUUGACAACUCUACUAGACAAGAAGAGAGUAAUGCAACAACACCCUCAAUCCGUGUCAAAGGUAUCAUCGAGGUACAUCGCGCUCGAAGAAGGCCUAAAACAAUUUAGCGUGGACCUGAACAAGCUUCAACAAUUCGUAGAAGUUAAUGCCACUGCAUUCUCUAAAAUUCUGAAGAAGUGGGACAAAACGUCAAAGGUUAGAUAUCAUAUUAUACGCACACUUCAACACUGGCUGACUUCCAUGCCAGUCAAGAGAGAAGCAACUUUACCUCUCUCGAGCCGUUGAGGUUCAGCCUUGUUUUAAUCGCGAUGUAAUCAGUAGUCUGUCCGACCAGGCAACGCAAGCCCUUCUCGACUUCUCCGGAUGGGCUGAAGGCGACAAAAUACCUCGAGCUCGACAACCAGAUCGUGCAAGCCAUCAACACGGCGAACACGGGCCAAAUUGAGGAGUGUUUGUUGCGCCUGUCGCAGCUGAGUGGCGCCCAAGAACGGAUAUCGCGAGCUU
Lindgomyces ingoldianus is the source of this 906-nucleotide messenger RNA. Its product is annotated as SPX-domain-containing protein. NCBI's taxonomy places the organism in Eukaryota, Fungi, Ascomycota, Dothideomycetes, Pleosporales, Lindgomycetaceae. Bases 130 to 687 code for a protein of 185 amino acids. Gene Ontology annotation, biological process: cellular response to phosphate starvation. The transcript is spliced from 8 exons. The record is from RefSeq and is a predicted model, not a curated record.